Aspergillus niger is the source of this 3147-nucleotide messenger RNA. RefSeq lists its product as uncharacterized. Gene Ontology annotation, molecular function: oxidoreductase activity; molybdenum ion binding. The coding region runs from base 1 to 3147 and encodes 1048 amino acids. NCBI's taxonomy places the organism in Eukaryota, Fungi, Ascomycota, Eurotiomycetes, Eurotiales, Aspergillaceae. The record is from RefSeq and is a predicted model, not a curated record. The transcript has 6 exons.
AUGCCCGGCAAUACGCAAGUUUACCAAGUGGCCCAGCACCCCGGCUCAUCACGGGCGGAGAUCGAGAAUGAACCGGACUGGGAGCUUCAUUCUCGUGAACACCGGCUGGGUUAUCGUAACGCCAGCGGCAGAUAUGCAGGGAUAACCCACAUUGGCGAUGAACUGGCGGAAAACCCUGAGGAGGUUCGGGAGGCUCGCGAGCAGAUCGGCGACCUAAAACGAGAAAUCGAGAAGGGGAAGCUUGUCAAUUUUCGUGAUCUGAUCGAGGACCAGAAAAAUAGGGAGGCAUUCCAUCUUCGGCAUCCCGAGAAACGACCUUUCGGAUGGCGAUAUGUGCCCGAAUAUACUGAGGAAUGGGUUAAAUUGGGCCAGGAGUGGCCGACGAAUGUUCGUCGGCGGCAGAAAGAAGAAGAAAGUCAGAGGGAAGAGCAACAGAAGACGGAGCAGGAGGGGAGAAAGGACGACGAGGACAAACAAGUGAAUCAGGAAGAGCAGCAUGACGAAGGUAAAAAUGAAGAAAAAGAUACCCAGAAAGCAACGCCAGAGCAGGAGACUGAAAAGUCAGUGGCCGAUGGGGACGAAAGCGAAGAGAAAUCCGAAAACGAACUUAGCCUAGAGGAGAUCUCACUCCUCCGAGCACAGAAUAAUGGGCAAGGAAGAUCAUCAGCGCCCGAGAACCCGUAUAUCACCAUUGACGAAGCAGAUCAGUUUACCGCGGAUAACUGGGUGCCUCGAUCUCCUGACCUCGUCCGGCUGACUGGAAAGCUGCCACUGAACGCCGAGCCGCAACUGUCAAAGCUCUUUAACGCCGGUCUCGUAACCCCAAAUGAGCUGCAUUAUGUGCGGAACCACGGCCCAGUCCCAAAAUUGGUCUGGGAAUUUCAUGAAAUAGACAUAGAAGGCGGCCGGGUGAAGCUUGGCAUGGAUGAGUUGACGAAGAACUUCAAAGCUAUCAAUAUCCCCAUCCUUCUGGCCUGUGAUAACACUCGGCGGAAAGAAUUGAAUAUGAUCAAGCGUACAACAGGGUUCAACUGGGGCCCUGGGGGGGUGAGCUGUGCCUACUGGAAAGGCCCACUGCUCCGGGAUGUUCUCCUUGCUGCUGGGGUGCCCGAGCGAAUGCCUGACCAGGAUAAUCAACGGUAUUGGAUUCAUUUUGAAGGAGCCGAUGAGCCAAACGAAGCAAAAUAUGCUACAUCCAUUCCAUUCGACCAUGUCAUGGACCCUAGAAAUGAUGUGAUUCUUGCAUAUGAAAUGAAUGACCGUCCCCUGCCACCUGACCAUGGGUAUCCAGUCCGCGUUAUGAUCCCAGGUUAUGUAGGAGGACGCUGUGUGAAAUGGCUGAGCAAGAUCUGGACCAGUAAUAAAGAAAACAACUCAUACUAUCAUCUCCACGACAACCGGAUGUUGCCUAGUUCUGUCACUGAUACAGAAAGCCAACUCGCCAAGUUGUUUUUCACUCACCCGGAUACUGCCUGCUAUGAACAGACUCUUAACUCAGUUAUUGCUAGGCCCGCUCAAGGGGAGAAGAUCUCAGUAAGUAAUGCUCGGAAAGGGAAGACGUACCGCAUUGCAGGAUUCGCCUACAGCGGCAGUGGCCAUCCGGUCCGUCGAGUUGAGAUAUCUCUAAAUAAUGGUAAGAGCUGGCUCUACUGCAUCCGCGAAUUCCCUGACCGUCCUAUACGUCACGGUAAUAAAUUCUGGGCUUGGGUACAUUGGCACGUUGAUGUCGAAAUCCUCCAGCUAGCACAAGCGGAGAGCAUCACCGUUGCAUGCGUCGAUGGGGCGCAUAAUACACAGCCGGAGCAGCCGCGGUGGAAUAUUUCAGGAACUUUGAAUAGCUGCCGCUAUGUGGUAAAGCCGGAAUUGAUUUAUGAUGACGGCGAUAAUCAAUCAGGCGCAGCAUCCGUUCUUUUCCGUCACCCUGUGGAGCCAGGUACAGGGGAAGGGGGCUGGAUGAAGCCCAGUGUUGAUGUGCAGGUACAGGCAGCCAAACAGAGCGCGGCUGCCCCGCAAAAGCAGUUUACGCGCGAGGAAAUUGAGAAGCACCACAGUGAAGAUGAUUGCUGGAUCGUCGUAGACGGCAAAGUUUAUGACGCAACGGGGGUUUUGUCCUGGCAUCCAGGCGGGAAAGCACCCAUCCUUGCACAUGCAGGCAAAGUUCAUUAUGAGACCAGUGAAGAGUAUGCAAGCAUACAUGAUGACUACGCUGCAGAGAAGCUCCAAGUGACUAAUAUAACUAUAGAGUGCAUUCUGGGCGUGGUGACAGAAAAGGCGAUGAAGUACAUCGAGAAGAAUGCAGAGCAAGCCAAGAAGGAAAAACAGCAAACUGCGCAGCCCAAUGAUCAGGCAUUGCAGAGACAUCGGUGGGUCCCUGUCAAAUUGCUCGACCGCAAGGCCAUCAGCAGAGACACCCGCGAAUAUACGUUUAAGUUGCCCGAGGGGAAACCUACUCUAGGCAUUGGUGCUUGCCAGCACAUCGAAGUAGCCUUUCACAUGAAGGACCGAAUGCUCAUACGACCGUAUACGCCAACUCAGCCGCUUCUCCCUCUCGCAUCUCAAGUUCGAGACGGCAAGGGGGCUUUCACAUUGACCAUCAAGACUUAUUUCCCCAAUGAUGACCAACCAGGAGGUGCGAUGUCGAACGUUUUAGACUGUCUACCGUUGGGAGAAGAGGUUGACAUCCGAGGUCCGACGGGGGAUCUUGUUUAUGAAGGAUACGGCAACUUCACCAUCGCAGGAGAGAAGAAAAAAUUCAAACGGGUAUCGCUAGUGAUUGGAGGCAGUGGCAUCACCCCUGCAUAUGCCCUGAUAGCCCGUAUACUUCUCACAGACGGAGACAAGACCAAGAUUCGCGUCAUCGAUGCGAACAAGACAACAAGCGAUAUUCUCUUACACGACCAACUGGAUAAAUUCGUAAAAGACAGUGCCAGCCAGCUGGAGAUAGCUCACGUUAUCACGAAACCAGACGAAAAUUGGCAUGGACUUUCAGGACACGUCAACGAGAGUAUCCUUCGGAAACACAUGUUUGAACCUUCUGAUGAAAAUGUGGCCAUUCUGUGCGGUCCCCCAACGAUGAUUGAAAAGGCAGUGUUGCCUGCCCUUGAUGAUUGGGGAUAUGUGCGCGACGAGAAUGUGUUUGGCCUCUGA